AUGCCUAUCAAGUAUCCUUGCCUCUUCUGUAAGAAGUCUGUUCGUGCGAACCAGCAUGCUUUCCAGUGUGAGCGCUGCCAGGGAUGGCAGCAUGUUGGCUGCAACUCUGGUUUUAGUCACCAGCAGUACCUGGAGAUCCGUGACGAUCCAUCCAGGCUGGACGUUUGGAUCUGUGCACCCUGUACAAGUCAAGACCAAGAACAGGAGGAAGACCCGAUGGACAUCGAGGAGAACGGAGACGUCCCUACCGAUGACGGCGGUUUCAACGUCGAGACCGACUUUGAUGUACCACUUGAAGUAGCCGAGAACCCCCUCCCCGAUGCUGCCCUACCUGCUGUAAUCCCUGGCCUAGGUGAUGAGGACAUCACUAUCUACAAGACGGUGGAGUCCGGCACGAAACGGGGUAAAGUCAUCUUGGUUGAUAGUCACGGCUACACCUACACAAAGAAGUGGAAGAAGGCCGGUUCCACUUCUUCCAAAGUCACAUGGCUGUGUAGUGUCCGGGGCAAGUUGCACAGGUGUGCUGUGUCUGUUCACCAAGAUGGCAACCUUUUUCAUGCUGGACUUCACACCAAGCAUACGCACCCAGCACAUCCCGGGGCAGACGUCGCAGUUCAAGUGAAGGCGUUGGUGAUUACCAAGGCCAAGGCUGACAUCUUCAAAUCAGCAGGGGCCAUUGUCGAGGAUGUCAUCACCACACUGACGCACCCGCUGCAAGUUGUCCUAAUCCAACCAACCUGUCCCGGGCUCCAAACCGUCACUGCCAGAGCCAGCGCCCUCCCGAGCCACGAGACAUUGACUUUAUAA
Molecule: messenger RNA, 807 nt
Organism: Patiria miniata (bat star)
Lineage: Eukaryota; Metazoa; Echinodermata; Asteroidea; Valvatida; Asterinidae
Exons: 1
Coding region: 1-807 (268 amino acids)
Source: RefSeq, a predicted model, not a curated record